Messenger RNA from Plasmodium vinckei vinckei, 2454 nucleotides. RefSeq names its product conserved Plasmodium protein, unknown function. The record is from RefSeq and is a predicted model, not a curated record. The coding region runs from base 1 to 2454 and encodes 817 amino acids. The transcript has a single exon. Lineage: Eukaryota; Apicomplexa; Aconoidasida; Haemosporida; Plasmodiidae.
AUGGACAAUCCACCAAUAUCAAUUGACAACACUAGUUCAAAAAAUUAUGACGAAAUGAGAAAUUUGAAUUAUUCCGAUUUGCAUGUCCAAACAAAAAUAAUUGAAAAUAUUGACGGAGAAAAUAGUGAUAAAAAUUCUGAUGAUUCAUUCACAGAUUAUGGGGGCGAAAAUAGGGAAACAGAGGAAUACAACAAUGAAAGCGCAUCAGAGAAAUAUGAAAAAAAAUUCGACGACGAUUUCAUGAGUGGCGAUGAAUACGUAGAAUCAUCAGCAGCAAGCAAUUAUGGAAAAUAUAAAGACAUAAAUCCAGAUGAUUUAAUAUCUUUUUAUGAAAAAGAGAGCAAUGAAGAUAUAAAAGACGAUGAAAGUAUUAAAACAAAUAAAAUUGAUCACUAUUUAGAUAAAAAUUAUAAAGGAGAAAUAAUAAUUGAUGGAAAAAAUGAAGUCGAUGAAUUUUUACUUGUAUCUAGAAUGGCAUAUUACGACAUAGCAAAUCAAAGUAAAGAUAAAAUUUAUGAAAAUAAAGAAAAUAAUUCUUUAUAUUUUUUAAAAGAUCAAGCAAGCAAAGAAUGUACAAACGAAGAUGAUUAUGAUGGUGACCACAAUGAUGAAUCAUUACUGAGGAGUACGAAAAAAAACCUUAAUAAUAACAAAUAUAUUCAAUCUAUUUGCAAUAAUAUGAAUGAUUCACAGCAUGAGGGAAAAAGUGCUUUUAAUGCAAACCAAGCGAAUAUUGAUAAUAUUGGAAAACAAUACACAGAUAAUUCAUCCGAAGAAUCUGAAUGUGAAACGAGAAGUAUUUGUUCGUUUCAAAAUGGUAAGGAUGAAAUUGCAGAUGAUGAUUCCAAUAGCAAUAGUCAAAAUGAAGCACUUGAUAAUGAAGCUCCAAAAAAAUGUGAUAAUGGAGAAAAAAAAAAAGGUAAAGUGCGCUCUCAUAUAAUACCACAUACAGGCAAAUACGAAAAAGAGGAUAGAAUACGAUUAAUGGGAAUUCCUGAAUAUGUGCAAAAGGGUUUAAAAAUUGAAAAGAUUGGAAAAUUAAUUAAAAAAGAUAAUGAUAUAUUAACAAUUCAUUCUUUGAAUUCCAAAUAUUAUUUAAGUGCUGCAUCUGUUUUAUGUUUAGAAAAUCGUAAAAUAAUUGGAUGUAUUGCAGAUGUAUGUUCAAAUGAGACAGAAGUAUUCUAUUAUGUAAAAUUAGUUUUCCCAAGUUUAGACGCCGAAAUAAAAGAAAACAUAGAUAUAUAUGCUGAUUUAAAACAUUCUUUAUAUAUUAAUGUCGGCACAGGUUUAUGUUCAGAGUUAUUUAAAGUAUUAAAAAAUAAAUCAGUUCCAUAUAUUUUUAUUAAUUAUAAUGAUCUUUACAAUAUUUCAGAGACGCAAUUAAUGGAAAAACAUUCAGAUACUAAUUCAGGUAACAACAAUAAUAAUCCAAAUGAUAAUAAGGGUCAUAAUGGAAAACGGGAUGAGCAAAAUAAUAAUAACAAAGAUAGGAAGAAAAAAAAAAACUUCAAAGGGCAAAAUAAAAAUUUGCAAAUCUUUAAUAAUAAUAAAAAUAAUCGAAAGAAUAAUCCAAAUAAUAUUGUAAAUACGAAUAGUGAGAAUAAUAAUAUUAUACUAUAUGAAAAAAAUGGGAAAAUGAACCAUUCACGAAAAUACAAAAAAGGGAAAAUUUUUGGCAAUGCACCACCCUCUUCUCAAAAUAUGAACUUAAAAUUUAAAAAUUUAUCUUAUGUAAAUAAUAGCAAUAUUAGUGAAAUGGGAAAUAUGAUAAGAAAAAGGGGGCAUAAUAACAGUAACGUAGGAAAAAAUAACGCCUACAAUAUUGGGCAUGAUAAUAAUCCUAACAAUACAAAUUACAUAUAUGCCAAUCAUUCAUUAAAUAACAAUAUUAAUAAUAUAGCAAAUAUGGGCAAUCUAAAUAAUCGUAAUAAAAAUGAAUAUAAUGCCUUUCAUAAUGUUACGCAUAAUUAUAAAAAACACCAAAUGCAUAAUUACAAUAUUAAUUAUGCUAAUAUAUAUAAUAAUCUCCAAAACAAUGUAAAUAUGACAUAUCCCAACGAAAGCUCUAAUCAUAUGCACCCUCAAAAUUAUUAUGAUAUUCAUCGAACAAAUUUUAUCAAUUUUAAUAAUCCUCCUAACUUAGAUAACAGAAUGCAAAACAUCAUUUAUCCUCAACCUAUGGAACCAGGUUCAAAUUCCUACAUCAAUAGACUAUCAACUAACUGGAAUAAUGAUGUUAUUUCUCAUAAUAAAUACAAUGAUAAUUAUACUAAUUAUAAUAUUAAUGGGAAAGAGGGAUACCCUUAUAUAUCACACAAAUCAUAUAAUAAUAAAAUUCCUCAAGAACCAAUCAAUAAAAUCACGUUCAACAAUAACAACGAUAUACCAUCAAAUUAUAAUUCUAUCAAUAUUAACAAUUUGUAUAAUUACAAUGAUUUUAAUUCAAAGAAUUAG